CUCGCGAAACGAGCUUCUCCGCAACCAGCCAUCGUCUCACGUCCAGGGAACCCCCGUCGUGUGGAUUGAGAGAGGGAACCAAGUCUACCGGAAUCGGAGUGCUUCAAGAAAAAAAUCGGAGAAAUGGGUGAGAGGGCGGCAGCUGCUUCGUUGAAGUUCGUGACGGUGCAGGCGAACUCGGCCAGCCUCGCCGAGGCGAGGGCUCGGGUGUUCGAAUUCUUCAAAACCACCUGCCGAUCCAUCCCUACCGUCAUGGAAAUCUACAAUCUCGAGGACGUCGUCAACGAGUCCCAGCUCCGUUCCGCCGUCUCCUCCGAGAUCCGCAGGCACGCUCACAUCACCAAUCCCAAGGUGAUUGACAUGCUGCUUCAGAAGGGUACAGAAGAGUUGCACAACAUUGUGCAGCACUCAAAGCAGCGUCACCAUAUCAUUGGGCAAUAUGUAGUGGGCCAGCGAGGACUUGUGCAGGAUUUAGGAAGCAAGGAUGAAGGGACGUCCGAUUUUCUCAAGAACUUCUACAAGAGCAACUACUUCUAGAUGCUCAGAAGGUAAAGGAGUGCUUAUGAUUGUCAGUCUUGCUUUCACCGGCUAUAUAUAUGGCUUCUCCAAGCGAAAUAAGGACCAUUGCCAUGGAAGAAUCAAUCAUCCUUUAACUUCGUUUUGAAUUCAUGUCAGUUAUUGCAAACGAGAUUUUUAGCUUGGGUUUAGCUAGUAGAACAGGGUAUUUGCCUAUUUGGCCCGAGUAUAUGUCAUUGAUGCCAGUGAAGAAGGCUCAGAUCCUGUUUUAUAAUUUCCCCCCUUCCCCUAAGUGCCUAGCUUUCUUAAUGGUAACAAUAAUGA
This is a messenger RNA of Linum tenue, 840 nucleotides long. The record is from the annotation of a GenBank genome assembly. Lineage: Eukaryota; Viridiplantae; Streptophyta; Magnoliopsida; Malpighiales; Linaceae.